AUGAUUCUUUCAGAUCUCUCUAAUCAACAAUUUGCCAUGAAAGAUCUUCCAACUGGACAAGAUUUACAGUUAUUAUCUACUAUGUCUACUGAUGUUCCUACACAACAAAUUAAUAAUUUAAAUUUAAUUUCCUAUGAUAAUUCUAAUUUAGAAAAUUCUUCUAAUUGUCUAAAUGUCAUAAUGGAUAAUUCUAAUUUAGAAAAUUCUUCUAAUUGCCUAAAUGUUAUAAUGGAUAAUUCUACUAAAAAUAAAAUUGUGGAUAUUAUGUCGCCGGAGGACAAAUGUAUCAGUGAUAUUGAUAUGGUCAAUGAUUCUGAUAGCAAUCCUUCUAAAACUGAUAAUGAAUCACCUACUAAUUCUGAUAAAUAUUUAUUAAUCGAACCAACGUUAAAUGAUAGUAUAUUAAAAACUAAUAAGGGUAAUGAGAAAAUUGAUGAAGAUACUUCUGCAAUAACUCCAGUAUCUAUGGAUGUUCCUCCUUCAUCGGUAGAAUCAACAUUAUCACAUGAAUCUGCAGAUGUUGUUAAUUGUAAUUGUUCGUGUGCACCAAUUGUUGUAGAAUUAAAACAAAAGUGUGAUAUGCUUGAAGAAGUAUUAAUUAAAUUAGCUGAUAAAGGUGAAUCCCGGUAUAAAAAAGUCAAUAAUAUAUUAAAUCAAUUGCAAGAACAUAUUAAAUCUGGAAAAUGUAUAUCUCAUGAUCGAAUUCCACACUCUGCUUCUACAUCAAAUCGAUCCAGUGCCUCUCCUGCACUUACAACUGCAUCGGUUUCAUCGUCACACUCUGUUGAAUCUUCAAAGAUCAAUAAUGGUUUAAAUAAAAAUCCGAGGAAAAGAAAAUCAAAAAGUAACAGUGCUUUAUCUGAAUUUGAAAAUAAAUCAAAAAUGGUUAAUGAAUCAAUAGGUAACACUGGUGGUCUUGACCUUAUUUCCUCACUAGCUGCUUUGUCAAGUAGUACUGCAAAUGCUGGCAACUUUUCUUUAACAUCAAAAUUACAAAAUAUAGAUGUAAAUAAAGCUGAUUCAGUGAUAAAUAUUAUGAAGGAAUUAGCCGCUGCACAGACAUCUAAUAUUAAAGUGGCACAGGAUUCGUGUAAUGUCAAUAAACAAUGUAAUGUACCUGAAAAAUUGGAUUUUAUGUCUACUAUUGCAUCAACAAUGAAGAAUAAUGAAGAUAACAAAAGUUUGAUUCCACCAAGUUUAACUUUACAAAAUGAUAUUAAAAGUGAAAAUAUUGGUGAAACAUUUAGUCAACUCAUGGAAGUUGAGAAACCCCAGAAGCAAAUGAAAAAAGAAAUGACAUCUUCAACAUCUAUUCUAGAAAAUGAAUCAAAUAGUGUUAAUUUGAUGUCAAGUAUAGCUGGUCUUGCUUCUUCAGGAGAAAAUAAAAGUUGGUUACCACUAAUGAUUAAUUCUCCACAUUUUUCAAACAAUGAAAAUGCUCUUCAAUCUUUUGCUCAAUUAAUAGAAGGAGGAAAACCAAUGAAAAAAAUUAGGAAAAAACGUUCACCUAAAAUAAAGGUUAAAACAGAAGACUCCGAAAACGGUGAUAAUAUACAAAACGGUGUAAAAACAGAAUUUGAUCCAUUGGCAGAUUGUUCAAAUAUUGUGCCUGAAGGCAGCAUGACGGAAAAUGAUGGGCAAACUAUUUGUCAUAAUUGUGGAACAAACAGUACAACAGCCUGGAGAAGAGAUCUUGUUGGAAAUUUAGUGUGUAACGCUUGUGGUUUAUAUUAUCGUCUACACAAGACUGAACGACCACCGCAUUUAAGGAAAGAUAAAAUACAAUCUAGAUUCCGUAAAUCAAAAAAAGAUGAUGCUAAUCAAACGGUGAAUUCUAUGGAUAUUUCAAUGAACACAACAUCUCAAAAUGACUCAACAUUAGAUAGCAGCGCCCUGAACAAUUCAAUUAUAAGUAAUUCACACAACAGUUCUUCAUUAGGACAGGGUACAUUAAAUAAUUUAUCUGAAUUCAGUAAUUCUUAUAUUGGUAAUCCUGCCUUAAAUAAUGCCUCAACAUUACAAUAUUCUCAAUCUUUUAGCAACAUUUUUAAUAUAUUGAAUCAACAAACAAUGAAUGAUUUGCUUGCUGGAAAUUUUAAUAAUUUUUCUCUUUUUAACCAACCCAAACUUCCUCAAGCAACUACACAUGAUUUAUUAUCCGCUGCUAAUAUUGCUUCGACAUAUUCAAUGUGA
Molecule: messenger RNA, 2193 nt
Organism: Strongyloides ratti
Lineage: Eukaryota; Metazoa; Nematoda; Chromadorea; Rhabditida; Strongyloididae
Product: FI19405p1
Exons: 2
Coding region: 1-2193 (730 amino acids)
Biological process (GO): positive regulation of transcription by RNA polymerase II; cell fate commitment; negative regulation of transcription by RNA polymerase II
Molecular function (GO): zinc ion binding; DNA-binding transcription factor activity, RNA polymerase II-specific; RNA polymerase II cis-regulatory region sequence-specific DNA binding
Source: RefSeq, a predicted model, not a curated record